Mollisia scopiformis is the source of this 1662-nucleotide messenger RNA. Its product is annotated as glycoside hydrolase family 72 protein. Gene Ontology annotation, molecular function: 1,3-beta-glucanosyltransferase activity. The coding region runs from base 224 to 1600 and encodes 458 amino acids. Gene Ontology annotation, biological process: fungal-type cell wall (1->3)-beta-D-glucan biosynthetic process. Gene Ontology annotation, cellular component: fungal-type cell wall; cytoplasm. NCBI's taxonomy places the organism in Eukaryota, Fungi, Ascomycota, Leotiomycetes, Helotiales, Mollisiaceae. The record is from RefSeq and is a predicted model, not a curated record. The transcript has 5 exons.
GGUUUGAGCUUUUUUAGAGCGCACUUCCUCCUGUCCUUUUGUUCCGUUUUCCAUCUCGCUUUCUUCCUUCUGCCAAGACUUUCGUUUCUUUCUUGGCGUUUACCUCUCGUUACUUCCCUGCUUUCACGAGGCUGAUUCUACGAGGCUUCACUUAUUUCCAGGCUCUCUUUAUCAUCUCACAGAUUUCUUAUCCAUUUUCUACAUUCGCUCUAUUUGUCUCGAGAUGAAGCAAAGUUUAUUCUUGACAGGUCUUGUGGCCGCUGCCCUUUCUACUGGCGUCGCUGCAUCUGGAUCACCUGUGGUUAAACCGCGAGCAACCACGACCGUCACGCCUAUCACUGUUACGGGCAAUGCAUUCUACCAAGGCUCGGACAGAUUCUAUAUUCGAGGCGUCGACUAUCAACCAGGUGGAGGAACUGGUGUUGAGAGCGAUCCAAUUGCAAACGCCACAGCUUGUGCUCGUGACAUUCCAUAUUUCACCAAGCUUGGUAUCAACACAAUCCGAGUGUACGCAGUGGAUAAUUCAAAGAACCAUGACACCUGCAUGAAUGCCCUGGCCGAAGCUGGAAUUUACCUUGUUCUAGACACGGACACUUCAAAGUACUCCCUCAACCGAGACGACCCCAAAGAAUCGUACAACAGCGUUUAUUUACAAAGUGUUUUUGCGACCGUCGAUGCAUUUGCAAACUACACCAACACUCUUGCGUUCUUGUCAGGAAACGAGGUCAUCAACGAUGUCAAUAACACCAACUGUGCCCCAUACGUAAAGGCUGUCGUACGGGACAUGAAGCAAUAUAUUGGAGAUCGGGGAUAUAGAUCUAUUCCAGUCGGAUACUCAGCAGCAGAUGUCUCACAAAAUCAAGAGAUCUUGGCAGACUACCUCAACUGCGGAACUGAUGACCAAAGAUCAGACUUUUACGCAAUCAACGAUUACUCGUGGUGUGAUCCCUCGUCAUUCACUACUUCUGGUUGGGACACUCUCGUGGAAAACUAUACCGGCUACGGUAUUCCUCUCUUCAUGUCUGAAUAUGGCUGUAUCACCAACAACCGAACUUUCGAAGAAGUCUCUGCUCUCUACAAUACCGAAAUGACUGGAGUUUUCUCAGGUGGUCUUGUGUACGAGUACUCGGAAGAAGGAAACGGCUACGGGCUUGUGACCAUCGAUGGCGAUACGGUCACACCUAAUGCAGACUUCACAUACCUCUCUUCGGCCUAUGCUGCACAAACAAACCCAUCUGGUGAUGGAGGAGCUAGCUCUACUUCAGCUGCUACAACUUGUCCCACUGAGUCUUCAGAAUGGGACGUCGCUAACGAUGAUCUCCCUGCGAUCCCUAGUGCUGCCGAGAAGUAUAUGAGCACUGGUGCGGGUACAGGACCCGGAUUGGAUGGUGCUGGGAGUCAAGAUGCUGGGACUGCGGAUAACGAGAGCGCUGGAACCGCAUCCGCAGGCUCAGGAACUGUGACUGAGACAUCCAGUGCAUCCAGCGGUACCAGCACUAAGAAGAGUGCUGGAGCUGCGAUUGCACCAGUGGACAUGAAGGCAUUGGGUGCGUUUAUGGUGGUCGUUGUUUCUAUGCUAGGUGGCAUGGCAUUGCUUUAAUAACCUGCUGACUUUGGCGCUGGCUUUGGAGGCUGUUUGCUAUUUGCGCAAGACUGUAUAUU